AUUACUUUAUGACGUCAGGAAUACCUCACCGCGAAGAGCAGCCCACUGGCGGUGAGCAGGGAGCCGUGGAGGAGGAUAUGAGGAGCAAUCGUGGAAGAGGACUCAGUCCGACCUUGUCUGGCUCACAGUCACGCCUGGACGUGGAAACACCGCAGAAAUAGUUGGCGGUGUUUAAUGCCCCUUCAGGCUCAUCCAACUUUGGCCUUCAUUCAUGUUUUUUUAUCGCAACAAGUCAUGUCUGGGUGAUGUGCACAGGAAUAGUCACUACCCCAACCUCUUCCGCAUAUUGGAUUUCUAUGCAGAGAGAAGGUCGCCGAUGUCGCUUUAAGGAUUCGGGAAAAGAACACAGCUGCUGACACGGACUCAGUAUUUUUUUUUUUUUUUUUUUUUUUACUUUUUUUUUUUUUUUUAACUAACGCACCAUUUGCGCCCUGCGUGGGAAAUUACGGCUUUCACAGCUUCCAUCUGAAUAUAACCGAGUUUGGGAGAAAAGCCUGUGCAGAUAUCUGUCUGUGCAGCACACUAAUGCAACCAUGAAGCAUUUGAUUUAGAACAUCAUCUGUCUCCACAAAAAAAAAAAAAAAAAGAAGUGCCAAAUUAAGCCGUAAUGGAGUAUAAUCGCAAUAUUGUGGAAAAGUAUAUCUGCCAUAAACUCUCCAAACGGGGUUACGCGUGGGGUUUUCACGACGUCCGGGAUGAAGAUGCUGCUAAUAAUGGGUCAAUAGUUGCCCCUUCUCCGACUUUGGUGCGCCGGUGCCGUGAAGCCAACACCGGGCCUGACACCGACAGCAUCCCCCCACUCCUGUGCAAGCGGCUCCCCCAGUCUGACCCCCACGCAGACAUCCACAGAGUCCUGCGUGAGGCUGGGGAUGAACUUGAAAGACUGUAUCAACCAGACUUCACGGAGAUGUCUCGUCAGCUGUAUCUGAGCUCCACCACGGCGCAGAGGAGAUUCGCCGAGGUGAUAGACGAACUGUUCCGGGACGGGGUGAACUGGGGGCGCAUUAUCGCUUUUUUCGAGUUCGGGGGCACCGUGUGCGUGGAAUGCGCAGCCAAGGAGGAUAUGACAUCGCAGGUAGACAACAUCGCGGAGUGGAUGACGGAGUAUUUAAAUGGACCUCUUAACAGCUGGAUACAAGACAACGGGGGAUGGGAUGCCUUUGUGGAGCUGUAUGACAGACAGAGGGACUCCGUCUUCUCUUGCUCCUGGCCUUCCAUCAAGACGGUCUUCGGUCUGGCAGCGCUCGGAGCCGCGAGCCUCACCAUCGGAGCGUACCUUACACAGAAGUGAACGAGUCCUUUUCCCAUAAGUCCAACUUUACUUCUCACCCUCUUCCUCCUCUUCUUCCUCCUCCUCCUCUUCCUCCUCCUGGUGCCUCUCCAUUUUCCUUUAAAGACGCCCCUGACCCUCAGAGACAACCUUCAGACUCUUCUAAAUCCGACUCUCUUCAAAGCCUUCCUCUCAGAAGCCCCCUCCUGUUGGCCCCUCCAUGUCAAAACAGACACAAAUCAAAACAAAACAACUGAAAGGAAACGGAGUCAGAGCCCAUAUGGAGAAAAGGAUGGUUUAGAUGUAAUCACACUCGGUGGAGUACGGCUGAGGAGUGAGGAGGGAUCAGGCGCAUGCAUCUUUUUGCUUUUCUUUAUUCCUGCCUGUUCUGUAAUAGUUAUCGCAUGGACGUUGAGUGUUAGUGUAGACGUUGCAUGUGUCACCGGGGCUCGUGCAGGGCCGCGAUGAUGGCAGCGCAGGGACGAUGAUGACGAUGAUGAUGAUGAUGAUGCCCCUCGCUGGAGAGGAAGUGGCCACUGCCCGGCCCCUGCUUGUUAGGGUGAAGAACCCCGUUUGAACUGUGGACUCCAGUUCUCCCCCCCACAUACAGCCGUUCUUCAAAGGUUCACGUAACAGCUGCUCAGAAUGCAUAAUGGAAACGGCUUGCAGCAACCAGCUCCGUAUGUGUGUGUGUGUGUGUGUGUGUCUACUGCUUUCAAGACACACCGUUAUAUCCACACUCCCUGGCCUUUAACAGACGAAGGGCCAGAGAAGGACUGAGCUUGGCUGAGCUCCUUUGUAUGUUUUGUUGAAAGCUCCUUCAUUGGGAUUUGUGAAGGAGCUUUCCAAAGUUGGUUUAAAUUUUUUGCCGCACACCAAACACUCAAUCCUGUGUCUUCACCACAGAAGAAGAAGAAGAAGCGGAGAAUGAAAACUUUCAAGGAGAGAAAAACAUGCACACUAGCUGAAGGUGCCUGCUGUUGCAGAAAAAUGUCAUAUGCUGAUGAAUAUCCUGAGAGAACUGUUGAGCACAGCACAAAAGAGUGAGGUAGAAGUAAAAAAAAAAAACAAAAAAACAUUUCAUUUAGCAUUAAAAAAAAAGGGAGUAAGCCCCGACGACGAAGAUUUUAAAUCAGCAUUCCUCAGGCGAAGUGAACAGGAUCGCUCCUCUGCUAAAUUAUUCCCACGGAAACUCAAAUAGUCAUCGUUAUCAGCAUACCCAGCAAUUCGAAGAGCUGUCAGGUCUUUUCUAUUUUCUACCUCUGUUGCAGUUUCAUUACGUUUCACUUUGUCCAUUUCUGGUCAGAUUGUUUUGGGCUAAUCCAGGUUUCAGAGCUGUCAACACACGUCCUCCAGCUGCCAAAUGGGGGGACACAGAGGGCCCCACGGAGACGGGUAACGCUAGAACCCACUGUGACAAAGACAGUUGUCGACGUGGACCCAGAAAAACCUGGCUCGCUCCUGUGGCCACAUGUGACUAAAGUGGACGAGUGGCGGCAGCAGGGUUUCAGCCUGUGGGUCCCGUGUGCAGGAACCUGAGACGUCCCUUCUCUCGAAUUCAGUCUCCAAAUGCAACAUCGAUUUUGUUCUUUUCAGCCUGUUUUAUUGAUGUCUGUCUUGUGUUACAGUCUGACAGAAAAUUUGGGAACAGUUCCAAAAUAUUUUCUCAUAUAUUUGGCAGAUUGAUGAUGGAAAAGUGAUUUUUUCCCCCCUUUCUGUCAUUGAAAUCUUUGAUUUCUUUGCAUGGAUGAAAGAUGGUGUCUUCAAACAAAAGAACCUUCACUAUGUGUAACCAUAUUUAUAUCAGAGUAGGGUAGGAGAUAACAUUACAACAAAGGAGUUGCAUUUUCUAUUUAUUGAGAGGUACCAGAUCACAGAUUUUUUUUUUUUUUUUAACAGUUCUCUAAUUUUAAAGAAAUCAACUGUUUCACUUGUUUCUCUUCUAUGGAAUCACACUGUAACUACAUUAUUUUCUGGCUGCUAUUGUAACAAGAAAGAUGUUUUGAAAGUGAAUUUCUGUGUUGUAUUAAUUUUGGCUUAAGGCUGCUCUACUGUCGAUUUAACUUUUACUUAACAGCUUAAACUGCCACAAAUUUACAGUAUAGUUCUAGAGAGCUGGAAACCAAAGUUAACUUGUAUUAAUCAUUCAUUAAAAAAAACAAAACAAA
Sphaeramia orbicularis (orbiculate cardinalfish) is the source of this 3438-nucleotide messenger RNA. RefSeq names its product BCL2 apoptosis regulator b (gene bcl2b). The transcript is spliced from 2 exons. Gene Ontology annotation, cellular component: mitochondrial outer membrane. Gene Ontology annotation, biological process: regulation of apoptotic process; intrinsic apoptotic signaling pathway in response to DNA damage; release of cytochrome c from mitochondria. Gene Ontology annotation, molecular function: BH domain binding. The record is from RefSeq and is a predicted model, not a curated record. NCBI's taxonomy places the organism in Eukaryota, Metazoa, Chordata, Actinopteri, Kurtiformes, Apogonidae. The coding region runs from base 608 to 1291 and encodes 227 amino acids.